Messenger RNA from Onychostoma macrolepis, 4030 nucleotides. RefSeq lists its product as uncharacterized. The transcript is spliced from 6 exons. The record is from RefSeq and is a predicted model, not a curated record. Lineage: Eukaryota; Metazoa; Chordata; Actinopteri; Cypriniformes; Cyprinidae. The coding region runs from base 141 to 1112 and encodes 323 amino acids.
UAUGCUUUUAUAGUCUUUGCCCUGUGCGCGCGCGUAGUGCGCAGUCGUGCCGUGGAGGUCAAUUUACUCGGAUAAUGCUUUAAUACAUUGUCUCUUUUAAGUAAACCGAGGAUUUCAGCGGAGGCACGCAGACUUGAUAAAUGAACUGGGAGUGGAGUGACAUUUAUUCCCAUCCGUUAUGGGUGGUUUCAACGGCGAUCCUGGCCAUAAUUGUGCGCGCGCAGCGGAAAGCAUUGUGGAACCCGCGCGCUUGUCCCGUGAAGUUAAACGGAAAAACUGCGAUCGUCACUGGAGCUAACACGGGUAUUGGGAAGUUCAUUGCCCUGGACUUUGCUCGUCGUGGGGCACGGGUGAUCCUGGCGUGCCGGAGCGAGGCUCGUGGGACUGCAGCGCUGCAAGACAUCAAAGAAAGUACUGGGAACCAGAACGUACAUCUGCGUCUGCUUGACACCUCGUCGCUCGACUCUGUCCGGAAGUUUGCGGCACGGAUCUUGGAGGAAGAGAAGGAAUUCCAUAUCCUAGUCAAUAACGCAGGGGCCUCAGGCCUGCCCAGUAAGAUCACUGCAGAUGGGUUGGAAAUCACUUUUGCAACCAAUCACGUUGGCCCAUUUCUGCUCACCAGUUUGCUUUUAGACCUUUUGAAGAAAUCAGCUCCAGCUCGCAUUGUAAAUGUUUCGUCUAUGAACCACUGGAGGGGUGAGGUAAACUUUGAUCAUUUCCGUGGUCACAAUCUAAAUCAUGUGAUGGAUGCUACGUAUAACCACACCAAGCUGCACAACGUCAUCUGGACAAACGAGUUGGCACGCAGGCUUCAGGGCACAGGAGUGACAGCAAACUCUCUGCAUCCGGGUGUAGUUAUGACCGAUGUAAUGAGAAACUACAACUUAAUUAUCCGAUUCCUCUUCAACUUGGUCGGCUUUUUCUUCUUCAAAACUGCUGAAGAAGGGUCUUUCAGUCCAAUAUACUGUGCAGUGUCUGAGGAAGCAGAAGGAAUAAGUGGAAAAUACUUCGACAGUGACUGUUCCCUGGUCUUACCAGCACCUCCUACCAGAGAUCCUGCUCUUGGAGUGAAGGAAUAUGAGUUUUGUGAGAGACUGACUGCUAAACCUUAAAGGGACAGUUCAAAAAAUCUAUCAUGAUUUAUUCACCCUCAUUCAAAUCUGUGUGGUUUAUAUCUUAUGUCUAUUUCUUUGCGGAUCUCAAAACAGACCAAGGCCGAAUCCCAAUUCUAUUUUAUACCCCUUCACCUUGUCCCUUGAAACAGAGUGUCAAGGGGUAGGGUUGAAAAUAUUCCCCUAAGAAUUGGGACACCACUACUAUACCGUUACACAUCAUCAUACGUCGUCUAGCUCCUAAAAUACACACACCUAUACUGGUGUGCUCGUGGGCAUUAGAUCCUAUAUUAACGUGCUGCUUACUGACACACACACACACUGGAGAUCGUGCAGCUCUCACAUCCAGGAGCAAAGAAACUUGUCAAUGCUGCCCCACGACUUUUAUUAAUAACAGUUUAAAUACUGAAUCACUACAUUAUAUUUGCAACGAGAGGAUAAAAUCACUGUUUUUGAAGUAAACUCACUCAUUGUAAAGAUAGACACGCAACUUUCAUCUCUCUCUCUCUCUCGCUCGAAUUUGCAAAAUUUGAGAAAAGGGUUUAGCGAUUUCUAACUAUUGGGGGGAGUAGACCCCCUCAAUGUCUAUGGUGGUUAUCGCCCUGAUCAAACAUGAAAAUAUGUUGUGGCACUGUUGUGCAGUCAGUAACGUUAAUGGUUUAAUGUUUGCAAACCUUAGCGAUUUGUUUUUUUUGCAAACAUUUCUUUGAAUAACAUGACCGUAAUUUUAACACAUGAUUGAAAAUAACAUAACAAAUGAUUACUUUUCAUUAAAAUCUUUAUUAAUGUCAACAAUGCUUACAUGCUUAGGCUAUGUGACUUUUUGUUCAGCCAUGUUACCGCUGUAGCUGGUUUAUGCGGAGAUAAUUCAUACCCCUUCAUUUAAAGUGUGGUCCUGAAAAAUCUUCGUUUGAAGGGCUAUCUGGCCCUUCCCCUUACCCCUACCCCUCCAACCAAAAGAGAAUCGAGAAAGGGGAAGGGCUAAGGGGUAGAAAUGGGAUUGGGCCCAAACUUGCCACAUAAGCUGUCCAUAUGUGCUACAUUCCAAGUCUUUUGAAGCUUUAUGUGAGAAACCGACUUAAAUGUAUUUUUGUCCAAUACUAAUUGUUUCAUAAGCUCACUAAAUCAGACACUGCUCUUACUGAUUGUUGUAAUGUUAAUCUUACAGAGCAGAAAAUGUUGUUCAAAACCUCUUUGAAUGAAGAACAUAUAAAGACUCAUUCUGUCAUUAUGGUUGUCUCUCAACAGCUUUUACAGGGAGCUGUUCUUUCCGUUGUAAUACUUUUGAUGUUACCUUCUGCAAUGUGGUAGUUAAUUCUCUCAAACUUAUCCAAUAAGGCAAAGAAUGAAGGCUGUUGAAGACAAACUCUUAAAAUGUAAUGUGAAUUCCUGCUUUUCCACUGUAGACACAUCUAAAGGUUUUAACAGAUGUUCUCUAUUUUGCUAUAAAGAGUUUUCAGAUUGAGAAUUGUAUUUUGUUAUUUUGCAUAGCUAUAUAUGUUCUGUUUUUCUUUUCUUUCUUUUUUUUUCUUGACUAUGUUAUUGUUUUGGUUUAUUUGUUGGGGUAUUAUUAUUAUUAUGGUAAUAUUGUGUUAGGUCAUGUGACCUUUGAUCACCUGGAGGUAUAAAGAGAGGCAUAUCAGUGUUGUUCAUUUGUCUGAUGAAGAGCCUGCAUGCUCGAAACAUAACACACUAUGCAAAUUUUUUUAAAUACAUUUCUUUGAUACUUUUGGAGCUUUGGUGUUGCCGACUUUGCAUUUCUAAUAUGCUUCUACUUGUUUUUUAGUCGAGCACCCAUUUGAGAUCGAUGUGCGUGCUGUUGCUUACUCUUUGCUAUAAAGAGUUUUGCAAUAAAAUAUUGGCUAAAGCUUCCAUAAUUAAAAAAAGUAGGGUAAAUGCACCUAUUAAGCUCACGUACCCAUUAAGCACACUUCCAUUUUUGAGAUCAGAUUAUAAAAAGAAAAAAUAAUUUAUUAUCCAACUUGAUGUCUUAACCAAUUGAUAUGUUUGUUACUAUAUACCUCCUAUAAUUUCAAGUCAAUCAAAUCAUUGCACUCUGAGAUAUGAGUCCAUGUGUUCACACUGCCUGGCGGCCAAAAGAGGAGCCCCAUUAAUGUGUUUUUUAGAUGUUUAAGCCUUUAUUUUGGAUAAGUUUCACUACUUAUUGUUAAAUUAAGAGAUUAAUGUUCAGACUUUUGCAUAACCUGGAACUUGGAUGUGAGAAAUAAUUACAUUAGAUCCAAAAGAUAGUUUUAGCAACACAGCGCAGAUGCUACAGAACACAGUUAGUUGACUAGCUGUAUAAGAUUGUGUGCUGUGCUAAUAUAUUACUUCACAGGCAUUACUGGCUUGUACUUUUACAUCCAUAAUAUUAUGAAUUGACAGUUUAUUGCUAGUCUGUCGUUUUACACUGCUGUAAUUUUUAAAGAUUUCAUAAUUAUUGUAAGGUGAGCUUAAAUCACACAGCUUCAGUGUGACGUCAAUACACUCUCAGAAAUAAAGGUACAAAAGCUGUCACUGGGGCGGUACCUUUUCAAAAGGUACACUUUUGUACCUAUUAGGUUCAAAUAUGUACACUUUAAGUACUAAUAUGUACCUUUAAGGUACCAAAAUGGACCCUUUAGGUACAAACAUGUACCUUUUGAAAAGGUACCGCCCCAGUGACAGAUAUUGUUAAUAAUACUUGUUCAUAUUAAAAUAUGUAUGAACUUAAUACAUGACCUAGACUAUAUAUUUAGCAAACUCCUGUCAUUCUCUUAAAGAGUGAACACUAGUUUCCGUGUUCAUCCCCAUGAAUUAAAUAUUUUAUUGGUUUUUUUUAUCUGAUUUUUGAAUGUGUUACUUAGCUGAACGUGGACUAGAUGUUGCAAUGUGCUUAGAUGACACUUCAUUAUGAAUAUAUAAAUGAUUGAAUUGAA